GCGCCCCUGACCGCUCACGGAGCUGGUCUCUCUGUACAAGAAGUGGCUGUUCUCAGGGGUCAGGCCUUCGUGAUUAAGCCAUGUCCAAGGUCCAGAAAACCUUCGUAUUGGAGGAAGACGAGGAGGAGGAGGAGGAAGAUGCCUCGAACAGCUGCGGAACAGUUGAUGAUGAAGAAGAGGACGGAGAGCCCAAGGUCUGCCGAGUGUGUGGGGACAGAGCCACGGGCUAUCAUUUCAACGUCAUGUCCUGUGAAGGCUGUAAGGGAUUCUUCAGGCGCACAAUUAAACGGAACUUGCGGCUCAGCUGCCCUUUCCAGAACUCAUGCGUCAUCAACAAGAAUAACCGCCGACACUGUCAGGCCUGCCGACUGAAGAAAUGCCUGGACUUCGGGAUGAAGAGGGAGCUGAUCAUGUCUGACGAGGCGGUGAGGCUCAGGCGUUCUCUCAUUAAGAAGAAGCAGAAGUUAGCGCAGUCACCAGCCUCGUCUCCCCUCACCAGCCUGACAGAGGAGCAGCAGACAGUGGUGGAACAUCUCAGAGAAGCGCACAAAAAAACCUUUGACUACAGCUUCACAUACUUCAGGAACUUCCGGCCAAUCAGGCGGCAUCCGGAACCAGCAGACCUCAACCACGAGACCUGUUCCAGCAUCUACCUGAUGUUACCUCAUAUGUCUGACCUCUUGACCUACAUGAUCAAGGGCAUCAUCAAUUUUGCCAAAAUAAUUCCCUAUUUCAGGGAUCUGAGCAUCGAGGACCAGAUCGCUCUGCUGAAAGGCAGCGCCUUAGAGCUGUGUCUGAUCCGCUUCAACACCGUGUUCGACUGCGAGACGCGCACCUGGGCGUGUGGGAAUAUCACCUAUAAUGUGGACGAUAUCGCCAUGGCCGGAUUCCAUCAGCUGUUUCUGGAGCCGUUGAUUCGAUUUCAUUGUAUGCUGAAGAAGCUGAAGCUGCAUACGGAGGAGUGCGCCCUGAUGCAGACCAUCGCUCUCUUCUCAGCAGACCGGCCAGGGGUCUGUGACCAUAAGACCAUCGACAGAAUCCAGGAGCAUUUUGCAUUAAUUCUGAAGUCUUACGUAGAGAGUCAGCGAACGCCGUCUGAGAGCAGGUUCCUUUUUGCAAAGAUCAUGGAAUGUUUGACGGAGCUACGUAGCAUGAAUGACGAGCACAGCAAGCAGCUGCUGCAGAUCUGGGACGUCCAGCCGGACUACACCCCCCUGAUGCGGGAGGUCUUCAGCAGCCUGCCCGAGUGACGCCUCUGCCGCACAAGUCACGUCCGCUGUUCUGCCCUCCAGCCUCGGGCGUGUCCGUCUGUCCACUCAGGGAGCGUUACGCUGGGCGUAUGAAAGUACAGUUCCCCUCACCAGAUGUGUGGGGUGACCGUGACGGCAACACUACAGGUUCUGAUUGAUGGAUGUCGUCCGAGGUCAGGUUCUGGAGCAGGAUGUUUACUGACAUUACACAAUUCCAGGUUUAAUUAAUGUCUUACACUACAGAUCUCAGGGCCGUCCUAUAUCAGGGAAGCACAGGAUCCACCACUGUCUGGAUCUACGUGGAUUCCAUCCUUGUCUCUCACUGGUCUCCCCUGUGCCCCAGCAACGUGACAAUCACACAGGACACCUCUUCAGGGAUCCCCAAUAAUCAGGAGUCUCAUACUGUAGCUGCGGGACACAGAGCCCCUGACCGACCACCCGUAACUGGGACCUGACACUGCGCUCCCAGUACAUGCCUGGAAACCAGAGGAGACCAGUAUCAGCAGCGUCCGUGAUGGGUGAUGAUGCUGUCACAGCAAGGAAACGGAAUACAAGGUUUAUCCUGUUAUGUAGUCCCAAAACUAAACUCUCAUCCAGAACCGUUUUCUUUAUGGAAUGCAGAUUUAUAUGUAAAAAAAUAAGCUAGAACUGAUAUGUAAGAGAAAUGCUUUCUUUUACUGGGCAGUCACGUUUCAGUCUACUCCUCGCUGUACUGCGUUAUCUGUGAAGCAUUGCUCAGCCGAGGUUAGGUCAGCAGCGGAAUACUGUUUAUGGCGUCCUGGUUCCCGCUGCGGUAAAUGCAUCGGUCGCACGAGGAAGGACGUGUCGGGAAAACGGAGUGUAUCCGUAACCGAGCAGAUGUGCCCUACGUCCACCAGUGACCUCACCUUGUUCUUCUACCUCUCUCUCUCUCAGGAAUCGGAGCUCCAGCCCAGAGACAUCCGGGGGUCAAACUCCUACUCACAGGGAAACAAACCAGCCGCUGUCAAAACCAUUUCCACUUGGUCUCUACAAUUACUUUUUCAAAUAAAUAUUGACAGUGAAGGUCUACAAGGAUAUAUAAUACUGUGUAUAGAUAUGUGUGUAUGUAUGUAUAUAUAUAUAUAUAGGUAUACACAAUGCAUCCAGAAAGUAUUCACAGCGCUUCACUUUUCCCCCAUAAUGACGAUGUGAAGGAAGUGUUUUUGAGAUUAUUGCAAAUUUAUUAAAAAUAAACUAAGAAAUCACAUGUACAUAAGUAAUCACAGCCUUUGUUCAAUACUUUGUUGAUGCACCUUUGGCAGCAAUUACAGCCUCAAGUCUUUUUGAAUAUGAUGCCACAAGCUUGGCACAUCUAUCUUUGGGCAGUUUCGCCCAUUCCUCUUUGCAGCACCUCUCAAGCUCCAUCAGGUUUGAUGGGAAGCGUCGGUGCACAGCCAUUUUCAGAUCUCUCCAGAGAUGUUCAAUUGGAUUCAAGUCUGGGCUGUGGCUGGGCCACUCAAGGACCUUCACAGAGUUGACCUGAAGCCACUCCUUUGAUAUCUAGGCUGUGUGCUUAGGGUCGUUAUCCUGCUGAAAGAUGAAGCGUCACCCCAGUCUGAAGUCAAGAGCGCUCUGGAGCAGGUUUUCAUCCAGGAUGUCUCUGUAUGUUGCUGCAUUCAUCUUUCCCUCUAUCCUGACUAUUCUCCCAGUUCCUGCCACUGAAAAACAUACCCACAGCAUGAUGCUGCCAACACCAUACUUCACUGUAGGGAUGGUAUUGGCCUGGUGAUGAGCGUUGCCUGGUUUCGUCCAAAAAUGAUGCCUGGUAUUCAUGCCAAAAAGUUCAAUCUUUGUCUCAGCAGACCAGAGAAUUUUGUUUCUCAUGGUCUGAGAGUCCUUCAGGUGCAUUUUGGCAAACUCCAGGCGGGCUGCCAUGUGCUUUUUACUAAGGAGUGGCUUCCUUCUGGCCACUCCACCAUACAGACCUGAUUGGUGGAUUGCUACAGAGAUGGUUGUCCUUCUGGAAGGUUCUCCUCUAUCUCCAGAGGAAUGCUGCAGCUCUGACAGAGUGACCAUCGAGUUCUUGGUCACCUCCCUGACCAGGGCCCUUCUCCCCGAUCGCUCAGUUCAGAUGGCUGGCCAGCUCUAGGAAGAGUCCUAGUGGUUCCGAACUUCUUCCAUUUCUGGAUGAUGGAGGCCGCUGUGCUCAUUGCAGGAGAUGUUAUGUACCCUUCCCCAGAUUUGUGCCUCGAGACAGUCCUGUCUUUGAUGUCUCUGACUUCAUGCUUGGUUUGUGCUCAGACAUGCACUGUCAAGUGUGGGACCUUAUAUAGAUAGGUGAGUGCCUUUCCAAAUCAUGUCCAAUCAACUGAACAUACCACAGGUGGACUCCAAUUAAGCUGUAGGAACAUCUCAAGGAUGAUCAGUGGAAACAGGAUGCACCUGAGCUCAAUUUUGAGCUUCAUGGCAAAGGCUGCGAAUACUUAUGUACAUGUGAUUUCUUAGUUUUUUAUUUUAUUUUAAUACAUUUGCAAAAAUCUCAAAAUAACUUUUUUCACAUUGUCGUCAUUAUAUGGGGUAUUGUGUGUAGAAUUUUGAGGGAAAAUAUGAAUUUAUUCCAUUUUGGAAUUAGGCUGUAACAUAACAAAAUGUGGAAAAAGUGAAGCGCUGUGAAUACUUUCCAGAUGCACGGUAUGUAUGUAUAUUUUGCGCAGGUGACAAUGUUGGCACUAGGGACCGCUUACGGUUACACCCUAUUGCUCCAUCAUUCCCGUAGACUUUCUCAGUCCUUUCCCUUGUUUAUACCAGUGUGAGCCCCUGUAAUGUUUUAUACAGUAGGGGGUUGUGGGGAUUCUGCCUUUAUUCCAAGUGCCAAAUCUUUAUAAUAAAUUGAUUGUAGAUGCACCUACAUUGACGCAUUACGACAUACUUGAAAUUACUCGUUUCCGCCUCCGUGCUAUAGGGUUCCCUUCAUUCCUGCCGAUAAACCUCUGGGAGGCCUAGGCCAAGUUUGGGGAGCCCAUCCUGUAUGCGCCAACCCCACCCUUCAUAGAGGAAGGUACCUGUCGUCUCGCACAUAAUUUCUCUUACGGAACGCAGCUCCCCGUAUAGUUACAUCUGUUGUCUAUGAACUGUACCGUCUCCUGCACGCUUGUGCAGAACAGGCAAGAGAACCGCUUGCAUGAAUGUGUAGCCGCCUCCUACACAGAGCAGAGGCACCAUUCUGUGCCUCAGGCCUCAGGGGUGUCACUGGUUUCUAGUGAAUGGAUAGCCUGCGUCUAAAGUGCGUCGGUGACAUGGUAACUGGGUGACAUCCCUUUCCUUAUGGGGCGCUGCACCCUGUGCGCCCGGGAGCAGGUGGCCGGAUCUGUGAAGGAACUUUGCGCAUCAAGUUUCUGGGGGGUCAUUCUGAGUUGAUCGCUCGCUUGCAGUUUUUAGCAGCCGUGCAAACGCUAUGCCGCCGCCCACUGGGGAGUGUAUUUUAGCUUAGCAGAAGUGUGAACGCUAUGCCGCCGCCCACUGGGGAGUGUAUUUUAGCUUAGCAGAAGUGUGAACGCCUGUGCAGCCGAGCUCUGCAAAAUCAGUUUGUGCAGUUACUGAGUAGCUCUGACCGUACUCAGCACUUGUGACCACUUCAGCCUAUUCGUGUCCGGAUUUGACAUCAUACACCCACCCAGCGAUUGCCCAGCCACGCCUGCGUUUUUGCAAACACUCCCUGAAAACGGUCAGUUGACACCCAGAAACGCCCCCUUCCUGUCAAUCUUUUUGCGGCCGUCAGUGCGAAGGAGAACUUCGCUAGAACCUGAGCACAACCACAAAGAGCUUUGUACCCGUACGUUGCACGUGCGCAUUGCGGGCCAGAUGCAUGUUUUUUUUUUCACCUGAUCGCUGCGAAAAUCGGCAGCAAGCGAUCAACUCGGAAUGACCCCCUCUGUUCUAUUUUGUACUGUUCCAGAUGGAGUUAACUCUCAGGAAUAUUAAUGUCACACCAUGUUACAGUGACGUUGUGAUUCUCAGCUGGAUGUGAUUGUACGUACAGUGCCUUGCUAAAGUAUUCACCCCCCUUGGCUUUAGGCUUGGCUAAGUUGAUGACGUGAAAUAAGAAAAAUUUCUAUAAAAUAUAAUUUUUAUAAAUAAAUAUUUGAAAAUUGGCAUGUGCAUAUGUAUUCACCCGCCUUUGCUAUGAAGCUCCUCAAAAGUUCUGGUGCAACCAAUUAUUCAGAAGUCACAUAAUUAGUGAAUUGAAGUCCACCUGUGUGUAAUCUUAGGGGGGAAUUCAACUGUUUGAAGUCAGUUGGGUGUCUGUUUUUUCCUAUCUAAUAGACAGGAAAAACAGACACCCAACCAACUUUUCAAACAUUUGAAUUCCCCCCUAAGUGUCAAAUGACCUGUCAGUAUUAACACACCUUUUCUGAAAGGCCCCAGAGGCUGCAACACCACUUAGCAAGAGGCAUCACACCAUGAAGACCAAGAAGCUCUCCAAACAAGUCAGGGACAAAGUUGUUGAGAAGUACAAGUGAGGAUGGGGUCAUAAAAAAAUAUCCAAAUCUUUGAUGAUCCCCCGGAGCACCAUCAAAUCCAUCAUCUUCAAGUGGACAGAACAUAGUACCACAACAAACCUGCCAAGAGAGGGCCGGCCACCAAAACUCUCAGCCUGGGCAAGGAGGGCAUUAAUCAGAGAGGCAGCACAGACACCACAGGUAACCCUGAAGGAGCUGCAGAGUUCCACAGCAGAGACUGGUGUAUCUGCGCAUGUGACCACAAUAAGCCAUACACUCCAUAGAGCUGGGCUUUAUGGAAGAGUGGCCAGAAAAAAGCCAUUACUUAGUGUUAAAAAUAAGAAGGCACGUUUUGAGUUUGCCAAAAGGCAUGUGGACGACUCCCCAAAUGUAUGGAGGAAGGUGCUCUGGUCAGAUGAGACUAAAAUUUAACUUUUCGGCCACCAAGGAAAACGCUAUGUCUGGCGCAAACCCAACACAUCCCAUCACCCCAAGAACACCAUCCCCACAGUGAAACAUGGUGGUGGCAGCAUCAUGCUGUGGGGAUGUUUUCAGCAGCAGGGACUGGGAAACUGUUUCGAGUCGAGGGAAAGAUGGAUGGUGCUAAAUACAGGGAUAUUCUUGAGCAAAACCUGUGUCAGUCUGCCUGUGAUUUAAGACUGGGACGGAGGCUCACCUUCCAGCAGGACAAUGACCCGAAGCAUACUGCUAAAGCAACACUCCAGUGGAUUAAGGGGAAAUAUUUAAAUGUGUUGGAAUGGCCUAGUCAAAGCCCAGAUCUCAAUCCAAUGAGAAUCUGUGGUCAGACUUGAAGAUUGCUGUUCACAAGCGGAAACCAACCAACAUGAAGGAGCUGGAGCAGUUUUGCCUUGAGGAAUGGGUAAAAAUCCCAGUGGCAAGAUGUGGCAAGCUCAUAGAGACGUAUCCAAAGCGACUUGCAGCUGUAAUUGCCACAAAAGGUGGCUCCACAGUGUACUGACUUUAGGGAGGUGAAUAGUUAUGCACGCUGAAGUUUUCUGUUAUUUUAUCCUAUUUGUUGUUUGCUUCACAAUAAAAUAAAAACAUCUUCAAAGUUGUAGCCGUGUUCUGUGAAUGACAUGAUGCAAACCUUCAAACAAUCCAUUGUAAUUCCAGGUUGUGAGGCAACAAAACAUGAAAAAUGCAAAGGGGGGGUGAAUACUUUAGCAAGGCACUGUACGUUUGUGUGUGUUAUAUAGAGGUGAGUGCACCUGUGUGUUGUGUUAUCCUCAGUGGUGUUAUAUAUAGAGACUGUGGAGGAAGCCCUGGUGGUUGUGUAUUGUGACUUGUUAUAUUGUGAUACUGUUAAGGUGACUUUCUAAGUUGCAGAGUCCCCUCCGCGACGGACGCAGACCGUGAGGUUAGAGCGCGGUAAUCCUGGGGCGGAAGCCGUUUUGGUGGAUGGAAGCGCCUGUUUGUGUUUUGUGUAUUGCUGCUGUGUUGUAUGAAGUCCCCCAUCUGAGUGCGUCGUGCGGCCCUAGAUGUGAUAUAUAUUACAGAUAUAUCUGUGUUUAGGUGACUCUGAGAACGGCUGCAGCCAUUAGGGAGAUAGGAGCUCAGAAACUACAAUAAAAAGCUGAUUUGUUACAAUAAUCCUCCUAUUUUCUUUAGUAGAACCGAGCAGGCGGGCAGGUCUCCCCCAAGCCGGCGCAGUCAGCCGCGCCGUAGAAAGGCCCCGUCCAUGGCGUGCGAGACCCUCAUUUUCGAUUUCAUUUUAUGCUGUAUUUUUGCAUUUGUUUUUUUAAACAGAAUAUUUCUGCUUUUUUUAUUUUCUUGAUACUGAGUUUUUAUCAGAUCGAAGCUGUGAAAAUAAACGUGUUGAUGCUUCUGUGUAUUGGAUUCCGUGCUUUAUGUAUCCAU
Molecule: messenger RNA, 7588 nt
Organism: Pseudophryne corroboree (corroboree frog)
Lineage: Eukaryota; Metazoa; Chordata; Amphibia; Anura; Myobatrachidae
Gene: NR1I2
Product: nuclear receptor subfamily 1 group I member 2
Exons: 8
Coding region: 81-1250 (389 amino acids)
Biological process (GO): negative regulation of transcription by RNA polymerase II; cell differentiation; positive regulation of transcription by RNA polymerase II
Molecular function (GO): zinc ion binding; nuclear receptor activity; RNA polymerase II cis-regulatory region sequence-specific DNA binding
Source: RefSeq, a predicted model, not a curated record